UACCAUUAAAACACUUCUGGAAUAAACUUGCUUGACGUCUUUCAUACAAAAAAAGGGCCAACACCUCUUUCCAAAUACAUUUAUAUUCAGUCAUUUUCUUGUAGACUGAAGAAACAGAUCAACAUUGCAGAGCUGAAGCUGAAACACAACUACCAGAGAUGAAAGGUUGACCCCAUUGUGUGCUGUCAGAUAUUUUAAAGCAUGUAACAGAGAAAAUUAAAAAAAAAAAAAAAGAUGUGUUAACCACGCAAAAUACCUCACAGCUCCUUCUUCUGACAUUUAAAUGGAUUUUUCAGUGUUUUGAAAAACAGUCUGAAAAGACUACAUUAUACACUAGAAGUCUGCUGUGAAAUUCACAUUCCCUAAAGAACCAGUCUUAAGGUCUUAGGACAACGACUGAAGUCUUCCACAACAACAUGGAAGUGUUGAACUGGGCAUCAAAUAUGAGCUUCAGCUCUGUGAGUGGAUCAACAUUGAUGGCUAUAAUACAAGUCAAGGAAUCAGACAAAGACGAGACCUACAUCAUCGACAAUACCUAUUUGUUCUGUUACUUAUUUUUCUUAAAAUUUAUUUUCAAUGUUUUAACUGUUGUUUUGAUGAAGACUAAACUGUUGCAGAGCUUUCUUGGACUCUUCUGCUUGUCACUUUUCCUUGCAGAUCUGCUACUGCUCUACUUAGUUAUAGAAGUGAAGGCCCUUAGCAUGUCAGAAAGAAGUUCUGCCUUGUGUUCUUUGCUAGUCUCCUUUUCUAGAGUUUACAAAGUGGUUCCACUGCCUGCCUUUGUUUUAGGGGCUGUUGACCAUCUGUAUUUCUUUCAGCUGGCCUCAUGGUGUAAAAUGACAUGGUACUGUGUGCAGAUAUUGGUAAUUUAUCUGUCCGCUCUUGUCUUUGAGGCUGAUUCCACUGCACUGUCUCCUGUUAUGCUCUUGCCGAUAAAUGAUUCAGUAGAUUACAUCCUGUGCCCAAUUCAAGGUUCCGUUGCCAUCUCUGCAUACUGCAUCAUUCUGGUACUUGCUGGAAUCCUUAUUUCACUGUUUUUCUGGAAGGAUAUGUUUUCUUUGGCUAAACUGCAUAUUAACCAUUUGCUAGAUGCUGAGAAUGUAAGUGGAGUAGAUGUUUCAUCUAGUGACAUCUCUCCUAUGGGCAGCAGCAAAGCUGAGACCGGAUGCAAGUCAUUACAGAUGCAUCCUCUCCUAAGUUGUCAUCACAGACGGCUGCUUGCUAUUGCAACAUGCUUUCUAGUCUACUGGUUUGUGUUUCUCUUUAUGAAUAUUUUGGGAAUGCUUCUCCAUGUUCCCAUUCCCUCUUACGUGAGUGUUAACAUUUUAUGGGCUUUGUCUCUUAACAGUUUUCUCACAGGAGCAGUUUACUGUUUUAGAAGUAUGCAUUUGACAGAGGAGUCAUGCUUCCCUGAUGGUGUUUGUAAUUGGACUUUUUUCCUUAAAGCUUGUCAAAAUGAUGUAGAGCAACCGGAGUGAGUAACAGUUACGAGGUGCAGUGUUGUACAAAAGCAACAUUCUGAUUCAGAACAAAUCAGUAUAAAGGUUUGUUAGCACUGGUUGUCUACACUUCAAACUGCUAUCUACAGGCAUAUAUUUAAAGUGCAAAGUAUUGUUUCAUAGACUGUUUUAUUGGGUAACAUUCCAUUAGCAUUUUAUAGAGAGUAAUAUAAUUCUGCAAGCUGCUCACUGCAUUUAUCUCAUGUGCCUGUAAAUUUACAAUAUGCAUUUGUAUAUGUAUGCACAUAUAUGUGUGUGU
Molecule: messenger RNA, 1758 nt
Organism: Protopterus annectens (West African lungfish)
Lineage: Eukaryota; Metazoa; Chordata; Ceratodontiformes; Protopteridae
Gene: GPR160
Product: G protein-coupled receptor 160
Exons: 2
Coding region: 417-1478 (353 amino acids)
Cellular component (GO): signaling receptor complex; plasma membrane
Source: RefSeq, a predicted model, not a curated record